CGAAAAGAGAAGAACAGAGCACCGUUUGAGGAACUUGACUUGACUGAACUCGUGUCCUUUGUUUGAACUAUCGACUCGAUCUCAGGGUGGUUCAAGUUGUCGUAUAGUCAGACAGUCCGAGUCGGGGCACACUUCAGAGAAGCAUUUUGCUUGCGCUCUGCCGUCAUUCGUCAUUCCACAACCGGCGCCCUCUUUUUGCCCGCCGACGCCCGUCCAUUCCAGUAUUACAUACUGCACUGGACUGUGCUUUCGCGCAGUGCAACACCUCGUCUCAAUUUGUGGCAGCCGAAUACAACUGUUCUCUUCCAUCUUUAUUCGAGCUCCUACUGUGUCGUGGACGUCAGAUCGGUUGCUCUCACGCCGCCCAACGUCCACACCCACACCUACGUCUUUUGUUCCCGUCCCACCCGCUUCUGGUCGCCGCCUCCUCAUCAACGGGCCUUCGGUGCCUUCCUGCCUGCGGAUACUUGCAUAUCAGAGCGCAAACCUUGAGGCAGGAGCUGCCAUCUUGGUUGCUCGUGACAGCAGGCUGAGGUCUUCAGCAUGGAUAACUUGACGGGGCCGGAUAUGUUGAUUGAUGGUUACGAUCAGUAUAACCAGCAAGAAAAUGAAGUGGUCAAUAUCUCACCCGAUGAUGCCUCCGAGGGGCCCGCCCACGCUCUACCCAGGGCCGAUGAUUAUGAGGCGAUGAAACGGCACGUCCUCGCCGACCUACCUGAUCUCGAGACCGAAGCAGAAACCUAUCAUACUUGGCACAUAGAGAGAUGGCGGGAUCUUUCCAGAAGAGAACAUGGCCCAGUGUUUGAAUGCGGCGGUCAUCCUUGGAGAGUACUUUUCUUCCCUUAUGGCAAUCAAGUUGACUGCGCAUCUUUCUACUUGGAACAUGGGUUUGAAGGCGAUCCGCCGCCGGACUGGUAUGCUUGUGUACAGUUCUCUCUCGUCCUCUGGAAUCCGAACGAUCCAACUCUAUUCCGAAGCCAUACUGCCACUCACCGCUUUACGGCAAAAGAGGGUGAUUGGGGGUUUACGAGAUUUGUCGAGCUCAGAAAGGCAUUCAAUCAACCAUGGGAGGAUGGAUCAAGACACUUGGUCGAGAACAAUGAAGCCAAUUUGACUGCGUAUGUCCGCAUCAUCAAGGACCCGACCGGCGUAUUAUGGCACAACUUUGAAGGCUACGAUUCCAAGAAAGAAACCGGCAUGGUCGGGCUGAAAAACCAAGGCGCCACCUGCUAUCUAAACUCACUGCUACAAUCCCUCUACUUUACCGAUGCGUUCCGCAAGGCAGUCUACCAGAUCCCCACCGAGCACGAAGCAAACCGAAGUAACAGUGCAUGGGCUCUACAGAGGUUGUUCUACAAGCUUCAAAAAGACAGGUAUGCAGUCUCGACGAAUGAGCUUACUGCAUCUUUUGGUUGGGACACACGACAGAUCUUUGAACAACAAGAUGUGCAAGAGUUGUCGCGAAUUUUGAUGGAGGUCCUAGAGAAGAAGAUGAAGGGAACUCCAGCCGAAAGAACACUGCCGGAGCUUUUUGUUGGCAAGACAAAAACAUAUAUCUCAUGCAUCAACGUCGACUACGAAUCAUCGAGAAUAGAGGAAUUUUGGGAUCUGCAGCUCAACGUUCGAGGCAACAAGAAUUUGCACGAGAGUUUCAUGGAUUACAUCCAAGUGGAAACUCUGGAAGGGGAGAAUAAAUACGACGCUGGCGAACCCUACAAGCUUCAAGACGCACGAAAGGGCGUCAUAUUCGAAAGCUUUCCCCCUGUGCUACACCUGCAGUUGAAGAGAUUCGAGUAUGACAUCAACCGAGACGCCAUGAUGAAGGUCAACGAUAGACAUGAGUUCCCGUUAGAAUUCGAUGCAUCCCCUUAUAUGUCGGACGAGGCCAAAGCAUCGACUACUGAACCUUGGAUCUACCAGCUGCAUGGUGUGCUGGUGCAUAGUGGUGAUUUCAACGCUGGCCAUUAUUACGCCUUCCUGCGACCCACCAAGGAUAGUCAGUUCUACAAGUUUGACGAUGACAGAGUGACCCGCGCGACAAUGAAAGAGGUACUGGAAGAGAAUUACGGCGGAGAGUAUGCCAACGUUGCCAAUGGCGGCCUCGGUCAAAGACAGCCUUACAUGCGGGGAUACUCGACCAAGCGAUCCAUGAACGCGUACAUGUUGGUAUACAUCCGAAAGAGCCGACUAGACCAGGUGCUCCAUCAAGUCACUGAAGCCGACAUUCCCCCUCAUAUCGAGCGAAGGAUCGCAGAGGAGCAAGCGGAACUCGCGAGGAAGAAGAAAGAACGUGAAGAAGCGCAUCUGUACAUGAAUGUCGGGUUGAUCACAGACAAGACCUUCCAAGCCCAUCAUGGAUUUGAUUUGACGAGUUACGACUUGGAGCAGGGUGACCCUGCUGCUGCUCAAAUACACCGGAUCCUACGAGCAACGAAGGUCUCGGAAUUUGCCGCGAACAUUGCCCAAGACCUUGAGGUCGAGCCUGACCAAGUGAGGUUUUGGGUCAUGGUGGGCAGACAGAACAAGACGAAUCGUCCAGACCAGCCAAUCCGAGACGUUGACAUUUCCAUGGAGGAGGCUAUGAAUAAGUACGGCUCCAGGGGCCGGCCGUUCUUCCUGUGGGCGGAGACCGCACCCAAAUCGGAAGACGGGAAGGUCCUAUUCCCAGACGCUUCACAAGCCGUGGGCGGCAAUGUCCCGAUAUUGGUCUUCCUCAAAUACUUCGACGUCAAAGCUCAGACAUUGACUGGCGUCGGCCAUGUCUAUGUUAGGAAACUGGACAAGGUAUCAGAGAUCGCACCCCAGAUCAACAAGCUCAUGCAGUGGGACCCGAGCACGCCGAUUUCAUUGUUUGAAGAAAUCAAAUUCUCCAUGAUUGAAGCAAUGAAGCCAAAGCAGACAUUCCAGCAGUCCGAAAUCCAAGACGGCGACAUUAUCUGCUUUCAACAAAACCUACCAGACCUGGACCCAUCCACAGUCACUUACACUGACGCCCGCCAGUACUACGAUUAUUUGCUUAACAGAAUACCGGUCAGCUUUUAUCCCAAGCCUGGCACGGAGGGAGAAGCCUUUACCCUCAGCCUGAGCAAGAAGAUGACCUACGACCAGUUCGCGGCAAAGGUCGGUGAGCACCUCAAAGUUGAUCCGACGCAUAUUCGGUUUGCAACGAUCAGUACGACAAACAACAAGAUCAAAAUGUGGAUCAAACGCGGCAUGAACCACAGUCUCCAGCAAAUCCUGCAAUCUCAGUUUUCGUCUUAUGGGGGCUAUGCAACACAUAGAGGUGAUGCAUUGUACUACGAGGUUUUGGAGACCAGCCUUGCCGACUAUGAGACCAAGAAGAUUAUGAAGGUCAUAUGGCUUAGCGACGGCAUUAGCAAAGAGGAGCCCCUCGAAAUACUCGUUGCCAAAAACGGCAUUGUUGGAGACUUGAUUCAAGGUAUUGCCAAGAAGCUCAACCUGGACGAACAAUCAGCGCGCAACAUACGAAUCCUUGAAGUUCAUGGGGGUAAAAUCCAUAAAGAAUUGAUCGAGGACUUCAAUGUUGUCGGCAUCAAUGAGUUCACCACGUUGUAUGCCGAAAAGAUCCCCGAGGAGGAAAUCAAUGCUUCGGACGAGGACAGAUUCAUUUACUGUUAUCACUUCGACAAAGAAGCCAACAAACCACACGGCGUACCGUUCAAGUUCCUGCUCAAGCCCAAUGAGCCUCUCAAGGAGACCAAAGAGCGCAUCAGCAAGAGGACGGGUAUCAAGGGAAAGCUGCUGCAACAGAUCAAGUUUGCCUUGGUACCUAGAGCAAUGUACGCGAAGCCGAACUACCUCGACGAUAACGACGUGAUCGUUGAUCUCAUUCAAGACGGGGAUGAGAUGCUUGGACUGGAUCAUGUUAACAAGGCCCGCAGCUUCUGGGGCAAGGCCGAAGGCAUGUUUAUCCGGUAGGAGUCUUUGAGCAACCGGACGAACAGCAUGUUAUGACCAAGCCGUGGACCGCUUUUGCCUUGAGCUGGAGUUUUUGUCUGGGUUCAGGUCCUGGACACUGCGUGCGCUGAGCGAGAUAAUCGUGAAGUCCAAGUUCUUGGACAAUCUGGACGAGCGAACAUGCAUGGACUUAGGGUGCUUGCUUUGCUGCUAGACUGGCCCUGGACGAUGUACACGGUGGUCUGUUCGAGUUGGCGACAACCACCAAUGAGGAUUCCCUUGGGGUUUAUGUUGCGCACCACUACCACCACGCCAGAGUGCUGUACGUACAGUACACUUUGAAUUAGUGAGGAGGUUAGCGGGCGAGAUCGGAUCCCUGGCUUGCGCGGACAGUCUGCAUAUUCUAGAUGGAAGCACCAACGACCAUUGGAGUGGCUGAAAAGGCAGACAUUGUACCCCCUGAAGAAUACAGUACGCGCUGUAAGUAGGGUAGAUAGACCUUUUUUUUCUUUCUUGUCGUCGUGUAUACAAAUGGAACAAUCAGUCUAUCAAAAGUGCAGCAGCAGGACCGGCACUGCCGGGGGGGUCUGAAGUGUGUGAUGUGAUGGUGAUAGUCAGGAGUAUAGUUUCUUGGUUUUCAUAGCCUAUCAGCUCUGAGCACGCAGUAGUCAGUCUUUAUUGAGAAAGAGGUAUAGAUAGGUUGUUUAUAUGUUCUCAGAUCAGAGUUCCCGCUUGAUCCAG
Exophiala dermatitidis NIH/UT8656 is the source of this 4659-nucleotide messenger RNA. RefSeq names its product ubiquitin thiolesterase. The coding region runs from base 544 to 3939 and encodes 1131 amino acids. Gene Ontology annotation, biological process: protein deubiquitination; regulation of protein stability. Lineage: Eukaryota; Fungi; Ascomycota; Eurotiomycetes; Chaetothyriales; Herpotrichiellaceae. Gene Ontology annotation, cellular component: nucleus; cytosol. The record is from RefSeq and is a predicted model, not a curated record. Gene Ontology annotation, molecular function: protein binding; cysteine-type endopeptidase activity; cysteine-type deubiquitinase activity. The transcript is spliced from 4 exons.